Messenger RNA from Limulus polyphemus (Atlantic horseshoe crab), 932 nucleotides. RefSeq lists its product as uncharacterized. The transcript has 3 exons. Gene Ontology annotation, cellular component: nucleus. Gene Ontology annotation, molecular function: double-stranded telomeric DNA binding. The record is from RefSeq and is a predicted model, not a curated record. Lineage: Eukaryota; Metazoa; Arthropoda; Merostomata; Xiphosura; Limulidae. The annotation marks the transcript as partial.
GUGAAAGCUUUUUUGAUAUAGUACCUUUGUAAAAGAAUGUUUUUUUUACAGAAUACAACUUAGACAAAAUCAUGGUAUUUUUGCAGUUCUUAUUUUGUAAGUUGCCAGGAAAAUCACAAAAUAUUUGAUAGGUGUUUGUGGAUAGAGAAAUCAUCAAUACUGACAAGUUUCAGGAAUGCACAGACCUGGUAAUAGUACACCAUGGCCAGUCAGUUAUUCACUGUGGAACAGAUAGAGCUGAUUCGAAGGCUUCGUAACAGUGGAGUCACGAGGGAGCAGAUUCUCCUGGCUUUUGAUCAGCUUGACAGGUUAGAUGUUGAUUUAGGUCGAAACAACUUAACGUCGAGUCACAGUAAUGUACCUCCUACCUUCUCCCCAUAUCAAGCUAGUGGUAUGCUUUCAGAAGGGUUGGGUUCUAUGUCAGUAGGGCAGCUAUUAAAUGCCAACACUACAAGUAGUUGUCAGCUUGCAGAGUCAAUUUCUCACCUCUCAAAUGGUGUGUCAUCCACUCAUCGACCAGAUGCUGCAGCAUCUUCAUGUAGUUCUAUGCAUCCAUCCACAAAGCCAAUUGAACCAUCUCUUUCAUCACAGUCAUACUCUCAACCACAAGGUAUUAGCACAGUGUCCAGUGAUAACCUCCAUGAUGGGAAUGUCCACCAAAAUGGAGAACUGUCUCCACCAACUCCCGUAUCUUCUGCCUCUUCUGCUUCCAGGCUCCCAAGUGAGCUAACCAUUAUCCCUCUGGCUACGUCUACAGGGAUAUUACAAACAGAACAAAAAACUGUUCAAAGUGGUAUGGGUAGUUAUAGCAGAUCAUCUUCGUCCAUACCUGUCCAGUGUUUAGUUGACCCUCAUGAUCUUUUAGAAAACGAGUGCUCUGAAUUGGAAAAUUUUAAAAAGAAAGAAGUUGAUCCACGAUUGUUAGGGUUAAG